CAAACGUAUUUGACACUCCGACAUUUGGAGAUUUUUUUCCAGUCUCAUAGACCCCUUGUUCACUCUUUCUUUUGCUGUUCAAUUAUCAUGCUCUCUCAAAUCCGUGCAUUUUCAACCAUUUCUCGAGCUGUUAGAGCUCCUGUGCCCACCACCCAAGUGUCUUUUGCAGCCACUCAACGUAUGCCUGAUGCUAAAGAAACUUUAGAGCAAGCUACUAUUGAAUUACUCACAGAUUCCAUCAACAAGCAAAAGAUCAAACCUAUUUCAGAAGCUGCUCAACGUUAUCAAAAGGUUCACCAUGAAGGUGACACUUACCACCCUGAAGAUUUGAACGAUGCACGCUACAGAGAAUCUUUACGCCGUAGACGUGGAAAGCCCGCACCCACUGAAGAUCCUUUUGAAGUGUUGGGUCUUGAUCCUCUUCAUGAAUAUAAGAACUUUAGAUUACUAACACACUUUGUUUCUGACAUGGGCAAGAUUUUGCCUCGUGAACAAACUGGCCUUAGCGCAAAGAAUCAACGUAAAUUAGCAAAGGCUAUUAAGCGUGCAAGAGCCAUGGGCUUCAUCUCUAGUACAAACAACCAAUGUGAUUUUAGAGUGUAA
This is a messenger RNA of Gilbertella persicaria, 603 nucleotides long. RefSeq names its product ribosomal protein S18. Gene Ontology annotation, molecular function: small ribosomal subunit rRNA binding; structural constituent of ribosome. Gene Ontology annotation, biological process: mitochondrial translation. The record is from RefSeq and is a predicted model, not a curated record. NCBI's taxonomy places the organism in Eukaryota, Fungi, Mucoromycota, Mucoromycetes, Mucorales, Choanephoraceae. Bases 88 to 603 code for a protein of 171 amino acids. Gene Ontology annotation, cellular component: ribosome; mitochondrial small ribosomal subunit. The transcript is spliced from 3 exons.